Molecule: messenger RNA, 604 nt
Organism: Entrophospora candida
Lineage: Eukaryota; Fungi; Glomeromycota; Glomeromycetes; Entrophosporales; Entrophosporaceae
Source: the annotation of a GenBank genome assembly
AUGAGUCGAACUAAGGUAGAUUUAGUAACCUGUUAUGUUGGUUUCAAAAAGGUUAAUUGUAAUCUAAGUCCUGGAUUCCAAUUUUCUAUGUGUUCAGAUAAAACACUUAAUCAACUUGGAUUUAAAAUUGAUAGACCAAUAAGCUCAGAAGAUAGAGAAAUGAAAUUUUUCAGCGAAAUGACAACAACGCCUGUUGGAUGGUCCAAGGUUUCAUUUGUUUUUAAAUCAGAUAAAAAGCGUAAAUCAAUUAUUACUAAUACUGAAGUUCUAGUUGUAAAACAUAAUCAUAAUAUGGAUGAUGAAAUCUUACUUGGUUCUCCUUGGUUUAUGGGACGAUCUUUGGAUGAUGAAGAACUUCAAAUCUAUACUGCUAGAAUUGUUAUUGAUAUGCCUGACAGUUGUGUCAGAACAAAUCUUUACAUUAAAAGCCUUAAAGGGUAUAAAAAUAAAUGGGUUUGUAUUCCUGUUGAUGUAAAAAUCCGAUAUCAUUAUGAAAAUUCUGAUACAAGUUCUGAUACAAGUUCAGAUACUGAAAAUGAUGUAAGAAUAACUCGAGCUUCAAAAAAAAGUUAUAAAUCAUGUUAUGAUUCAAGUUCAGAAUUUA